Molecule: messenger RNA, 6078 nt
Organism: Lymnaea stagnalis (great pond snail)
Lineage: Eukaryota; Metazoa; Mollusca; Gastropoda; Lymnaeidae
Source: the annotation of a GenBank genome assembly
AACGAGACCUUGCCAGAUUGUCCUUACUCAUGCCAGUAGCAACUGCUGUGAUAACUUUUUAUGUUUUCUACUCAGUAUGGGCCGAGUUGCUUUAUCAUAAGCUAGUCUGAAUUAUAUUGUUCUUCUUUUAAAUAUUUAGUAUCUCAUUAAAAACUGAUUUCGCUGGUUAAAAAAUUAGUAGGAUUGCUGCAUUUUGGGGCAGUAUAAAAGUAAAAGUCUUGGAGUAUGACAUUCUUACUAGACCUAAAUAAACUGCUACCUACAUUUAAAAUAAUUAUUAAUUUUUAAAGGUUCCUUUUUAAACAAUCUAUUUAAUGUAAUAGUAAUCUAAUAACAAUGUUUUUGCAUUUCAAAUAAUUACUGCAUUCCUCAAGAUUUUAUUAAAAUUGUACAACUCCUUCUCUCUCUCACAUUUUAUUCCCUCACUGAACUGAAUAACAGUGAAAUGUUUAUUGACAAUUGAAAUUGAGUACGGGUAUCUCGAAGUGGAAGUAGGGAUUAUUAAUACUAUUAUUAUUAAAUUAGCAAGUCGUAGUAUCAGCUAGUAGUAGCAUUCCUUUACAAUUGUAUCCUUUUUAGCACGAACUGAUUUAACUGAAAUUUCUGUAUGAUAAUAAUUUUCUUUAGUAUUAUUACCCCGGUACGGCAAAAAUCUGUUAUUUAUAUAUAAUUUGACCAUACUAUAUUAUUUAUAUAGGCUGAAUUCUAAAACUUUAAGCCUCAUACUGACUCAUACUCUUCUAUAGUAUAGAGUAUAUUCACAGGGGGGCCAACCAUGCAUGACUUCACAAUGCGUGACAAAGGUGUCUUAAUUUUUGUUACAAAUGUAUUAAUUUGGACUAUCAGGAAAAAAAAAAAGAUGUGGAGAAACACAGGUCAAAAUUGUAGAGAUGUCAUUCAAUUUAUGGAUGACCUCUAUCAUAACUGAGACAUAUAACUUUAACAAGUUCUCCCCUCAAUCUCUCCUGCCCAAACUAACACUUUCAUGUCCCACUCAAGAGAUGUGUAGCUAUGGGGGGGGGGGCAGAUAUCCCUGGGGGCUGACUAGUUGGGGGCAAUGUUCCCUUUAAGCUGCGCAGCUUAGCGGCCGCGCAGCUAUCUCACAGACGCCGUGCAGCAGUUUUGAGUAUCCGGGCAGCAACUUUCCAUGUAAGAAAACUAACACUUUCAUGUCCCACUCAAGAGAUGUGUAGCUAUGGGGGGGGGGGCAGAUAUCCCUGGGUGCUGACUAGUUGGGGGCAAUGUUCCCUUUAAGCUGCGCAGCUUAGCGGCCGCGCAGCUAUCUCACAGACGCCGUGCAGCAGUUUUGAGUAUCCGUGCAGCAAAUUUCCAUGUAAGUGUGUGUUUGUGGGCUGUAAAGUUUUGCACACAAAAAAGUUGAUGCUGUAAAACUUUGCACACAACUGUAUGAUUUUGCGCACGAACCAACAAACCUUAGAGGGAACAUUGGUUGGGGGUGUGUGAAUUUGCUUUGAUGGUAUUUUAUUGAUGUAAAUAAUGGUUUCCAUAGUUGAUGAGGUUUAAAAGUGAAUCUUGUCCCCUGGAUCCUAACACUCUUUCUAUGCCUCUGCCCCUCAGUGGUCAACCUCACACAAUCUUAAAUGCCUUUCUCUCACCCUAUAACCCCCACCCUCAAGAUACACUUGAUCUCAGCCCUUUCACUUUUCUAAAAAUAUGAUUUCCCCCCUCCACCUUACUCUUUUCACUUUCCCCCUUACCAUCACACACUGGCCCCAAUCAUUUAUUUAUUAAUUGAAAGCCAAAUGCCUACUUUAUACAAUUAACUUACAUACAAGUCAAAACACAGGAACAAAACAAAAAUAGAAAUAAUAACUAAUAAUAAAAUGAGGUUGCUGAAUACUUUGGCAUAUUUGUAAUAUUAUUCUAACAGGUAUAGGGAAUGGUGUAACAAUAAUGAUUUGAAAAGGGGGGGGGGGGCGGCGCUAAGACCUUACAUUUCAAUAUAAUACACAAAAACAUUAACAAAAACUCGCCAACUUUUUUUUUUUCCAUAAACUUAAUUGAAUAUUUGUAAUAUUAUUCUAACAGGUAUAGGGAAUGGUGUAACAAUAAUGAUUUGAAAAGGGGGGGGGGGGCGGCGCUAAGACCUUACACUUCAAUAUAAUACACAGACACAGUUACUAAUACUCGGCUACUUUUUUGUUUUCCAUGAACUUGAUUGGAGAGAAAUGCAUCAUAUUUGAAACUGUCUAUUAUGAGCAAAUAAAUUUAUUAUCGCCACACUUAAUAAUGCCAUAAAAAAAAAACUUAGAUUAAAAUGUAAGAAUGGACAUGAAAAUAAUAGAAUUUUUUUUAAAAAUUCAUUUCAGAAACCAAUACUUAUGGCAUAUUUCGAUUUUUUUUAAAAAUGACGUUGGCAUCACCUAUAAUCUUCCAUUCUUUGAUCAACUGUAAAAAAUGUGUUUCUUAUGGAUGCCAAAGUUUAUAUAAGAGUGUUGCAUGUAUUCACUCAUUUGGUAGGCAGUCGGCUACAAUGAAGCAUAAACAGAUCUCAAAAAUAUCUGAGUAUUAUUCUUUACUGGAUGUGGACAAAGACUGCACAGAAGAUGAACUUCGAGAUGCAUAUCUUAAAAAGGUUUCAAAUUAGAAUGUAUUUUUUAAUCAUUGUAAUAUAAGGAUUUUGAUUCAGUUUACUCACAAAGUCAAUACCGGUACAAAUUUAAUUUGGAAUUCUUAGGAAAAAAAGCUACGGUAUAUGGGUAAAGAUAUUUUAACAUGUUUGAAACUUUUAUCUAACUCAGGUGAAAGUAUAUCAUCCUGACACCAAAACAGCAAAUGGAGAUGCAAAUAAAUUUGCACAAAUUCAAGAAGCUUACAAGACUGCAAUGGUAUGUAUUGAGAUAAGAAUUCUUACCAUUCCUUCCCUUUAGUGACAUCACUUGGGUUAUCAUGUGUCCAGUAAUCAUCAUAACAAGAUGAUAAAGUAGUCCCACAUGAUUAGUAACCAAUUAAAAAUUUGAUAAGCACUGUACAUGUAAAAUGUAAGAUUAAAUAACUUUAACUUCCUUAAGUAUAAAGGGUAAUAACUCUAUAUUUAAAAAUUAAGUUAACUGCAGACAGGAGUUGAAUCUCCAUAAAUAUUUAUCAUGGUACCUGUAUCAAUAUUUCAGGCUCACAAGAGAAGUGCAGCUGUUCAUGAAGAAGAGGCAAAGAAAGCAGAAAACCAACAUGUUGUUGAGCACACCGUGCCUCAGCAUCGACAAUACUUAACUUUUGAAGUGAAGUUCUGUGGUUAACCAUUUACACUGUUUUUCUUUUUAUUUCGUCGAAAAAUUUAGGUUAGAUAAAGAUAGAAAAAUUUCAAAAUGUAAGUAACUGUAGUGUUACAGAGUUUUACUGAACCAAAGGUGGUGGUUCCAAAUCAAUACUAACCAUUAAUGAUGAUGGGAGCAGCCAAUAAUGUUUCCAUGAUUAUACCAAGAGUAGUAAGUGUUAUUCUAUGUGUACCAAGUGUUUGCUUAGACUUAGUGUAACUGGUGAUAUGUAACUUUGACUUCAGGGAGUAGGCUUUGGUUCACCAAGCAAAAGAGAGCGCCAGUAUAAACAAGUACGAGUUGCUCAAGCAGCUGAGUCUGUAUAUGAGCACCGGAAAUUGAAAUAUGGAAGCAAUGAGAGUGCCCUGCUGACUAAAGAUAAAGUUGAAGCUCGCAAAAUUAAAAUAAGGUAUGAUUUGAAGAAUCCAACUCUUGGAGACAUUUAAACCAAAAAAAAACACCAAGUAAGUCACUUGGUUUUAAGUUUAUCAUCCCAUCUUAGAAAAUCAGGCCUUUAAUUAUUUUAAUUGUCAUAGUUACAAAUUUUAACUGACAGGUCCCGAUUAAUUAUUAAAACUAAAAUAACAUAAAAAGUAAAUAGAUGUUGGGGGAGAGAAUGAUACAGUUUAAGUCUACUAAGGCUGACAAGUUUGUAUGAACUUACACUUACAGUAACCUGAUAGACAGAGUAGUUGAUGACAUGAUAAGAGAGUCAAUGCAGAAAGGUGAUUUUGACAAUUUAUCUGGAUACGGGAAGCCACUUGAUCGCUCUGACUACAAUCCAUUUAUUGACCUAACCACCCAUAACAUUAAUAAAAUUAUGGCCAAUAAUGGUUUUAAACCAGAGUGGAUUAUGCUGUCCAAAGAGAUAAGGUAAAUAUUCUUAAAAGUAAUGCAUUUAAGGACCAAUCUGUAUGACACCAAAAGUAAAAGUACAAAUAAAUUUUUAUUGACUGUAGUUAAUGUAAUGAAGUCUAUAUAAGUAUAAAUGCUGGCUUACAUUUGUAAUAAAUGUUAAAAAUAAUGUUUUAUUUUUAGAGACAGUAUAUGCACUGCAAGAGAAAAACUGGCCGUACUUCGUGAACAGUUAGGGCCACCCCCAUAUUCUGAAGAAAGUGAAGUCCGAUGGAACUUUCACAUUGACAAGUUUAAAAAUCAAGUGGAGGAAAUUAACCAAAUGAUCAAUAAGUAUAACUUUAUUGUGCCAUUUAUGGAGAGGCAAAUGGUCCAUUACAAUGUUGGGCAAAUUAUACAGGACAUAUCAGAUGGUGGACAUGUCAAAUACCUUCCUACAGACAAGCAUGGACAACCGCUAGAUGCUACCCAGUUGGCCCCUCUACCAAAAAUCGCAGCAGAACAGAUAAAGAUCAACUGGAAAGAAGUGUGGUGUAAUAUCAGAGAUGUUUUUACUGUAAGAUAACCAACAUCACCGAUUUUUUAAAAUUAAUUACAUUUAAAAUGUGUUAUUGUUAAAUUGAAAUUAAACAUAAUUUAUGCAACCAUAUUUUUGCAUUCAAUUUGACAUUUUAUUACCCAUGAUAUUUACACAAGUGGCCAAGUGCUCUAAUCUGAGUCAAUCCAAAAAGCUUGUGGACUGGAGUUCAAUCUCCCCCCCCCCCCUCACCUAGACACGCACAAUUAUCACCAGCACCCCAGGUGGAUGGUCCUCCAUAGCCUUGGACGGCAACUCAUCUAAGAGAAGGAAAGACUCUGAAUUCAAACCCAGACAUGGAGUCCCAUAGAUGGAUAACACUGACACAACUCCUGCAACGAUACUGGUGCCAAGCCACAUAAGAUGUUCCCUUGGGUUAUCCAGGUGCAUGGAGAGAGUAGAUUUGCUGUCUAGGAAACUAGCACUUAUACUCAUAAAGAAAAAUCUCAGACCUUGUUGAAGUCUACACCAUUGUCACAUUGUGAUGGACAGAUGUCAGAAAAAAAAAAGAUAGAAUGCACCAAAUUUUGAUGAUUCAAAUCUAGAGGCAGGUGACCCAAAUUUAGAUGGUUAAAAUUUUUUAAUAUAUACCCCACUGUAUGUAAAAUUAAACAGGGCUGAAAUAGAACAAUUUAUUCUGAUGCAAGGAAUUAAGCCAUCUACUGAAUUUCUUCUUUCUUAGAGGUGUUUUUUCAUUUUAAUUGCUUCAAAUUACUAACAAGCUGCAUGGAAUAUGAAAUUUGUUUGGCUAAACACUGCAAAGAUUGAUUCUUGGAGACUAUAUGUGUAGUAGAAGCCACUAAGCUCAAUUUUGAUGUUACUGUUGCUUUUAUGAUUACUGUUUCUGUGUAAUUUUGUUUUGCAACUAUUGUGCUUGCAGUUUGAAUUUAUUUUAAAUGUGUAACGAGACCACUGAAACUAAAUUUUGAAGGACAAAGUGUAAUAUAAUUUUAAUUAAUAUUCUAAAUAAUAUAUUAUCAUUAGGCUACACAGUGUAAGUGUAAUCAGUUAUAAAGUAAGGAUGUUUAUGUUAGCCAUCUUCCUCCAUGGCAAAAUGAAAAGUUUUGGACAGUACUUCAAGCAGGCAGAUAACUUUAGACCUACUCAGCUGAGUGUUGGGACAACAUAAAAAGAUAUCACAUAUAAACAAGCCCCAUGGUAGUUUGGUUAAGAUAGCAAAUACUAGUAAUAUGUGCAUACUUUUCUACUAAAAUAAAUUUAGUUCCAUUUCUUUUUAACAGGACAAAACAAACAUUCUCACAUCAGUCACUGUUCUGAUCAGAAGUCAAAACAAAAUUUAAAGAACAUAUUUUAUAUUGUUUAAUGUUAGUUUUGAAAAAUGUGCACCUAUUUAAUAAAGUAUCCGUACCC